UUUUUUCUAACCAUUUCCAGUAUCUUUAUAACCAAACUGUUGAACACUUGUAGCAAAACUUUCUGUGCUAUUCUAUAUUUUCCCUGAUCUUGCUCUUAACACCAACUUUGAUAAAAUGUCUGCCUCAAGUUUCUCAGCUCCGCUUGCUGGAUCCAGCUAUGUUGGCUUGAAACCCGACUCCUCCAACCUAUUUCUUGUGAACGACUCAGUUUCAUGGAGCCGGAAGACUACUACAAAUGGUUCGAGAACUCACUGCAUGAAGACUUGGAAUCCAAUCAAUAACAAGAAGUUUGAGACUCUCUCCUACCUUCCACCUCUCUCAGAGGAAUCAAUUGCAAAGGAGGUUGAUUACAUGAUGAAGAAGGGUUGGAUCCCCUGCCUUGAAUUCGACACGGUGGGACACGUGCACAGAGAAAACAGCAUGAUGCCAGGGUACUAUGAUGGGAGAUACUGGACACUGUGGAAGCUCCCCAUGUUUGGUUGCAGUGACUCCUCUCAAGUCCUCAAUGAAAUCCAGGAGUGCAAAAAAGAAUACCCAAAUGCUUAUAUUCGCUGCUUGGCAUUUGACAACAUAAAACAGGCUCAGUGCAUGUCCUUUGUCAUUCAGAAACCCAUUCCCACUACCUCCUAAGUGCUCUGUUUUGUCUCAGCUUCUCUCUGGAGCUUCUGAAAACUUGCUUCCUUUGGCACUUUUCAACACUUGUUUAAUUAGUUGCUUGUCUUUUUCUUUGGUAUGAAUAAGGAGGUGGCAGAAUGUUAUAGGAUUAUAACUCGUUUGUUUUGGAAGGAUCCUAAGUGGCCCAUUGUUUUAAUUUCUUUUCGGUGGGCAAGAAUCUGGUUUUGGUUUUG
This is a messenger RNA of Ilex paraguariensis (yerba mate), 849 nucleotides long. The record is from the annotation of a GenBank genome assembly. NCBI's taxonomy places the organism in Eukaryota, Viridiplantae, Streptophyta, Magnoliopsida, Aquifoliales, Aquifoliaceae.